CAACACCUUCAAAGAUCGGCCCUCUGAAUCAGAUGAGCUGCAGACCAUUCAGGAAGACACUGCAGCAGCUUCUGAGAACUCGGAUUUGAUGGCUUCACAGAAACGCUCCUCUUUCCGGCAUGGUUCCAAACUUGCAACUGCAAGUACCAUAGACCAUGCUAGACAUGGAUCUCCACGAAGAUACAGGGAACCAAGUCUACUUGAUUCAUUGGGCAGAUUCUUUGGCGGUGACAAGCAUUAUCCGAGGCGGGGCAAGGACUAUCACCAUGCCGCCAGAGUUAGCCAUGUAAGUUCCCUGCCUCAUCCAAGGUCUCAGCAUGGACGAUAUGUGGAUGACAACCCAGUAGUCCACUUCUUCAAGAACAUUGUGUCACCCAGAACAACUCCUCCUCUUCAGGCAAAAGGUGGUGAAACUCACAAACCUGGAUAUGGCAGUGGCAAAUUCUAUGAGCAUAAAUAUGCUCACAAGGGGCACAAAGGAUACCACCAUGAUGGCCAGGGCACACUGUCUAAAUUGUUUAAACUGGGAAGCUCUGGUUCCCGACCUGGUUCCCGGUCUGGCUCUCCUGUUGCUAGGCGCUAAAACUCUUAAGAUGUCACUGAAAGGCUACAUUCACUGCUUCAUAACAUAGCUGUCCAAAGGAUUAAUAACCAAUUGCAGAAUUCCUUAGAUAAAAAACACAAUCUAUUCGUUAAUGUCAGUUGAGUUAUGCAUGCAGUAGGAAUAUACAAAACUAUAUCGGCAAAUGCUGACCAAUGGCUGAAAAGCCAACGACGACAACAACAAAAGCCUCCCAAACUUGCAAGGUAGCUUGUUGUCAGCAUUAUUUAGGAAAAAUAACAAAAUUCCCCAUCUUAUUCCUUCUUCUUCAAGGUGCUCCCCAAGAAAUAUAAGGCUUUAAUUUUCAGGAACAAACAACAUUAAUUCCCUUUCAGAUUUCUUUUUCACUAAACUUUAAUCACAUAAAAUAUAACACCAUCUAAAUUAAUGCAGUCAUUAACGAAUCUUUGAGAUCUUUGCUGUAAACCAACAACAAUAAUAAAAAUGUGCAGAAUGUUGUAAGGGCUGUUUAUCCAAUGUUUUGAUUUGGCUUUGAUUUGUUAUUAUUUGCUCUUUUUCUGCAUCCCUUUUCUCUCACACUUUUUGUUUUUCUUUUCCUAACUGGAUCAGGCAGUCAUGGAAAGGUAUAUUACACUGGGAGUACAAGGUACGUUGCGAUGUGGGAGAAGGCAGCUGUGAAUGUUUCAAUGAGUCCAAGCAAUGGUCAUGAAGAAUGAUUAUACAGCCUCUAAGCAACUUCUUGCGCAUAACCAAUUGCUUGUCACUGCCAACAUAUUGGGAAAAAAGAGUGGUUGGGAGAGAGAAAUGAAGACAUCAAACCUGAAUUAGAGUAAUUUAACAAUGGUAAAAAUAAGGGAUAAUCCCAAAGAACAAAAACUUAGACUUAGUUAUGUGAAGAGUGGCGCUUGCUGCAAAGUAAAUUCUUUUGCAGCAAAUUGUUUUUUAAAAGUCUAAUGUUUCAAUUCCAGAAAGCCCUUUGGUGAUGAAGUUUCAGACUGUAACUGCACACGUAAAGUUAGUAGUUGUAGCUGU
Molecule: messenger RNA, 1594 nt
Organism: Python bivittatus (Burmese python)
Lineage: Eukaryota; Metazoa; Chordata; Lepidosauria; Squamata; Pythonidae
Source: RefSeq, a predicted model, not a curated record